GCGUUAGCUAGCUAACCUAGCCAAUGAGGUGUGUGUGUGAACGAAAUAGUCAAAUAAAUUAUGCUAGUUACUACCCCUGAUAACUUUACCAAAUAAUCAUGUUUGAAAGAGUGUGAGUGUGUAUGCUAGAUAAAUAGUAAUAGAAAAUGGUAGAUACUACUGUACCCCUGAUAAUUUGGUCAGAUAACCGYGUGUGUGUGUCUAUGUGUACAGUAGGUGACAUGUCCAUGAUUGCUAUCUAAUAACUAUAGUUAUGCUAGGUAAUGGUUUGGCKUAUCAUGUUCAUGUCUAUGURGMAGAAGACUGUAGGAGGAAAUGGAGAGGACUCAGGRACAGGUAUCAGAGAGAGAGAAGGGCAAAGAAAGAUAAGAAGAGGUCUGGGUCAGCAGCCUUGGCGCUUCUGCCACAUUAUUUCUUUUCUGGAUCCAUUUAUUGUGCCGAGGGCAAUGAGUGGCAAUUUUACAGCCAGACCCUCUACUACGUCAUCCACAAGUGUUGUCGCCACCGGUGCAUCAAGACCCUCUACAACGUCUACAUCAUCCACGAGUAUGACCACCACCGGUGCAUCGAGACCCUCUACAACGUCUACAUCAUCCACGAGUAUGACCACCACCGGUGCAGCCAUGGAAGAUGAUGAAAUGGAGGAAGCACCUCUGGAUCUSGGACCAGCUGAGAUUAUUAUGAACCUCACGGAAGUGACCACUGAGGACCUCGUUGAACAGGAUGUGGCCGUGGAGACAAACAGGGAGAGAAACGACGAGGAACAACGUCACACCAGGCGUCAUCGGAGGUACCAGCCCCCAGAUCCACUCAACUCAUUUCAGCAGAGGCUCCUCCAAGCCGUCGAGAGGGAUGCAGCCCAACCUGAUGCUCACAGGAAGGAGGAUGAAGAGACCCUCUUUGCCAUGAGCCUGGUGCCAACCCUGAAGAGGCUGCCUCAGCAAAGAAAAGCAGCAGUCAAGGUUAAAAUGUAUCAGCUGCUUUUCCAAGCCGAGUUCAAUGAAAUGGAGUCAAUUUAGCCGACCAGCUCACAGGAAGAGGAGAGGAGUUGUCUGGGUGUUGUUUUGACCUCCCUCAUUGUACCUUUCUUUUCACACACAUCAGUUCCGUUUAAAUUCAGUCAAUUCAUAAAGUAAUUUGUUUAUAAAGUCUUAGGAUAGCAUUCAUUAUUAGUGUUACAUAGAUGACAGAAUUGACAGAAUUGAAACUCAUACACCGGAGAAUUCACAGAUGCUCUUGUUGGUCUCUUACGAGACUAAAGGUGAAUAUAUUUCUUUCAUUUAAAACCACUUGAAAACCAGGGUGUUGAAACUGUUUGUGAAGUUAUGUUCCAUCGACUGGUCCAUGACGUCUAGGGGCCAUUUGUUUGUUUAGCUGUGUUAUGGCUACACAUUAUUUAAUUUUUUCCAGAGACAGAGACACACACACACUUCUCCACUUCUCUCUGUGCCUCAGAUCUCCAGUGCCCUGCCCUCUCUCUCUUUAUGGCCAUGUCUGAAGUUCCCCUACUACGUCUAGGCUUUAUGAGUAGUCCCUGUAUCGGUCUGCAGUUGUGCCAAAAAUACAUGCUCUUGUUGUUCUCUUACAGAUUACAGGCUACACAUUCAUUUUAUUUAUUUUUUACACGCACAUACAGACCUCUUUCAAUAGUUCUAUUUUUAUUUUUUUAAACAUUUUUACAACACACAUACCUGUCAUGUUCUUUCCUGUACUUGAAUACUUAUUCAAUUAUGUUUUCAUAGUCA
Messenger RNA from Salvelinus sp. IW2-2015, 1745 nucleotides. RefSeq lists its product as uncharacterized. Gene Ontology annotation, molecular function: DNA binding. The record is from RefSeq and is a predicted model, not a curated record. NCBI's taxonomy places the organism in Eukaryota, Metazoa, Chordata, Actinopteri, Salmoniformes, Salmonidae.